This is a messenger RNA of Alternaria atra, 972 nucleotides long. RefSeq lists its product as uncharacterized. Gene Ontology annotation, biological process: tubulin complex assembly; post-chaperonin tubulin folding pathway. The transcript is spliced from 4 exons. The record is from RefSeq and is a predicted model, not a curated record. NCBI's taxonomy places the organism in Eukaryota, Fungi, Ascomycota, Dothideomycetes, Pleosporales, Pleosporaceae. Gene Ontology annotation, cellular component: cytoplasm. Gene Ontology annotation, molecular function: tubulin binding. Bases 1 to 972 code for a protein of 323 amino acids.
AUGACAGAGUCCAACCUCAAAGAGACCUUCUACCGCCAAUUUCACCAGGAUGUCGCAACACUCCAAAGGCAAAUCGAAAGCUUGUCUUCUACAUCUACAUCAGGCGGCGAGCGCAACCAAGCGAUAGACGACUGCCUCGCAGGCAUAGAUAGAUUAUCCCACGAUGUCCAAGACGCAUCAAGUCUCCUGCCCGCCUACGAUCAGCGGACAUAUAGCGAAACGAUCAAGAAGUUGAGCGAGAAGUUAUCGAGUGUGAGGAAUAGCUUCGAUCCGCCCAAGAAGUUCAGCUUCAAGAAUAGAAAGAAGGAUAUCGUGAAACCAGAAGUUACACCAGGUAUAUCAAGCGCGACACCGUCUCUUCCAUCCGAACCAACACCGCCAUCGCAACACCAGGAGACGAUGCAACAGGACCCCUCCACAUCCGCUCUCUCCCAUAAAUCCCACGCCCAUAUAACCCUUCCUCCAACGCCUCACGCUACAAGUUCACCAACAGUCUCUCACCUCACCCACUGCAUCGUCGACCUUAGCGCUCCAACAAAAGCAAACGCACCCUUCGCCGCCCUAUACCUCCGCUCCAUAACCUCGUCGCUCAUAAUCACCGGCCAGGUCGCAGGCGCAAUCCACAUCACCGACGUCUCCAACAGCGUCAUAGUCACUGCAUGCCGGCAAUUCCGCAUGCAUGGCAGUAAGCAUGUGGAUGUGUACUUGCAUAGUACGAGUCGGCCGAUCUUUGAGGAUUGUGAGGGCUUGAGAUUUGCACCGUUACCUCGUGUCUAUGCGACACCGGAAAUCGACCAGUCGGCGAACCAAUGGGACCAAAUCGAUGACUUCAAGUGGUUGAAGGCUGAGCCAAGUCCACACUUUAACAUACUCCCUGAGGCUGAACGUGUUUCUGACGAAGUCUGGAACAAGAGAAUACCUGGUGAUGAUGAGAGCUUGGACGAUACCUUGAAGGCCGUCAAUGUACGGUGA